AUGGCGAAGAGUGGCAGCCUAAAGAGGAGGUUUCAGGAUGCAGAUGGAACUCAGAUCGAGCUGAGCGGCAAGGAGCUGGAACAUACAGGAUCCAAAGAAGGCGAUGCGCAGAAGCAGACAGAUGAGUUUGCAAAGGCCAUCGCGCAGGAGCACAUGCAUGAGGUGCCGGACAGCCACAAGCCUUUUGUGGGCGCUCAGCCCAAGCUGCUGAAGAUGCCAAGAAUAGCUGACGGUGAUGAAAGCUAUCGGGCAACUCGAGUUGCCUGCCAAGCAAUCACGGCGGCCAUCAAAGGAGCCGACGGAGUCGUGGCAGUCUUCGCGCAGGAUGCGUCCGUGUCGGGCGACUGCAAGAGCCUCUUGGAGCACUGCUCCGAUUCCAAGGACAUCAUCGAGAAGGCCAAGGUCCAUGUCGCCCCUGCGACCGACUGGCAGCAUACCAUCCCAAACACGCAGAGCAAGUUCGGGGCCGUUCCUCGGGCUGCCGAGGGCGACCGCUUGCUCAUCUACGUAGGAACGCCGGGGAAGUAUGCGACCAUGUGCCUGCGGUCAGAUCACGGCCAGUUCGAUGCGGCCUACCAGGCAGAUCGCCUCAUCGUUCUCUGCAAAGGAGUUUGCAUGCUUCCAAUCGGCACGCAAGAGCAGAACAUCCUCGGUGUUGACGAGAAAGAGGUCCUGAAGGCGAUCUGCCACGCACUCAAAGAGCGAGGACCAGUUGGUUGGGGACUGGGAGACCACACAAAGACGACGUUUUUGCAGAAGGCAUAUGGGUAUCCACAGGCGUUGCCGGCACCUACGAAGCUGACAUUCGGAAAAGAGCGGGUUGGAGGGUUCAAGUGUUUGGCAGACUACGUGAAGUUCACCAACAGCGUCAAGCUGGCGAAUCCUGAGACGAUCGUGAAGAAUUACUACGAUACAGGUUUAACAGUGUCUGUGCUGCAGGCCACUAUCGUUUCAGAGGGUACCUCGCUUCUCACAGAUGCUGAUGGAUUGGCCAUGCUUCGGGAUGCCAGCAUCGGGCACAUCAUGUCGAAGCUGAACCAGGUCAUCACUGUGGAGGAGCUCGCAAAGAAGAAGAGCGUCUACAACUUCUACAUUGGAGACGGAGCCUGCCGUUUGAACGGAGGGACCGAGUUGACUCUGCACUUGAUGGAAGGAAAGUCUGCCAACUCCUUGACCAACGUUUUCCUUUUCAACAACAAGGCCUGGGCCAUUGAAGACAAUCUGGUGGCCACAAAGGAGCAAGAGCAUGUGCUCUACAAUACCCAGUUCUACGACGUCAUCGCAGAGCACCAGAAAAUCUGUAUCUGCGAGACUGAGCAGGAUUUGAGGGAGAUCCUCAUCUACCUCAGCGACAAGACACUUAAGUUCCUCGCCGGCGAAGCGAAGCCAGGCAUGCACAUGGUUGUGGUCCGCGGCCUGAAGAUGAACCUUCCUCCAGUCCUUGGAGACAUCGAACCCAUCAAGAAGUCAAAGGAGAUGCAGUUCAUGCGGGAUGUCCUCGGAACUUUUGCAAAGGGCUGCGAGAGCCGCGUGCCCCUGUACGGUUGCUCUGCGUUCGAAUACAUCCAGUAUCUGCACAUCUUCCUGGAGCAAAUGCCGGAAGGUAAGCACUACCAGUACAUCUGCGGCCGAACGGACAUCCAGGCAGCACACAUGAUGGGUUUCCAUCAGCCCGAAGGGAAGUGCGUUCUCUUCAUCAACGACGUCUAUGGCGUGAACUCCUUGGGGGAGAGCCUGCGCUUCGUGCUGAGUGGCUUCGGCGGCCGGCAAGUGCUCGUGGUGGUCUGGCAUCCUUCGGUCCUGAAGGUGAUUGACAACUUCCACUUGCAUCGGCCUCCCAUGGUCUGGCCCUCCCUGGGCCCUCAGCUGGCAAGGUACUACGUUCGGAAGGAAUCGGAUGCCUUUUUUGCGGACUUCGAGGGCGAAUCUCGAUCGACGGAGCGAGUGAAGAAAGCCAUCGAAGCCCAAACGCCCCUGGUGAUGGUCAACGUCAUGCCUCAACAGGAGUGCAACUAUGUACAGCUGGACGCGCGCAUCAAG
Messenger RNA from Symbiodinium sp. CCMP2456, 2040 nucleotides. The record is from the annotation of a GenBank genome assembly. Lineage: Eukaryota; Dinophyceae; Suessiales; Symbiodiniaceae.